Scutellospora calospora is the source of this 890-nucleotide messenger RNA. NCBI's taxonomy places the organism in Eukaryota, Fungi, Glomeromycota, Glomeromycetes, Diversisporales, Gigasporaceae. The record is from the annotation of a GenBank genome assembly.
UGGGUGGUGGUGUUGGCCUUUCCGUUCAUGCCCCAUUUCGCAUCGCAACGGAGAACACAGUAUUUGCGAUGCCCGAGGCAAAAAUCGGGUUUUUUCCAGAUGUUGGUGGUUCAUUCUUUUUACCGAGGAUGGACGCCACGCAUUAUGUUCCAUCGCAACGAUUGCCACUUUUGGAAAAUCGGUUAAGCGAGAUCGAAUGUGAUGACCAUGACGUUAUCAAUGCAGUAAUUGAAGAAUUUGUUGCAGAGUGUGAUCAUGAUCAUUCAUACGCCCUUGGCGGAAAUAUCAGAAAAUGUUUUAAAGGGGAUACUGUUGAAGAUAUCUUAAAAGCUUUGGAACAAGAAAAUUCAGAUUGGUCUAGAAAAACGAUAAACACAAUCUUGCAAAUGUCACCCACGAGUUUGAAAGUUACAUUGAAAGAAUUGCGUAAAGGAAAGAAUAUGGACAUAACGGAUUGUUUAAAAAUGGAAUACAGACUUGCACAAAAAUUCUUGGAAAAAUCCGAUUUUGCAAGAGGUGUAAAACAUCUCCUUGUUAAUAAAGAAAAAACACCGCCGAAAUGGGAACCACCAUCUUUAGAUGAAGUCGCUGAUAUUGAAUUUUAUUUUAAUACUAAUGACACACAAGAACUUGAACUACUGAAUAUACGUUCAUUUGAAAAUUAUCCGUAUUCAAGAUUUAGUCUUCCGUCAGAAGAAGAAAUUCGAAAGGUCACUGGCGAGACUCCUGACUCCGGAUCAAUGAGUAUGAGUAAAGAUGAUAUUGUGGAUUUUUUCUUUAAAGAUCGUAAUUUUAAAAUCGGAGUACGCGAGAAAGUACUAGAAGUCUUAAAUAGGAAAACUACCUCGUCAGAGGGACAAGAGGGAUUAAAAUGGAUAAAAGAUGAAUGA